CACAUGUUCACGUCUUGCCGUGAUAUCGGGUUGAACCAAUGACUAUCUUAAUGUAUCGCUUUUUACAGAUCACCAAUAUGGAGAUAUCCUUCAAACACAUAAUUCAUUGCUACAAGUCUCAACCACUUACAAGCAGAAGUGUCUGCAAAAGUGUGCUGAUUUCCGGACAAGACACGGAAACACUUCUCAACGGAAACAACAAUAAUGGAGACCCUGCUCACGGUUUCCCGACCCCUGACUCCCCAUCGUCACAUUACCCCCCCGCUCAGGAGGAGAGGGUCAAUCUGAUCCGCUUUUACGAAAAAAUCUACACCGGGAAGAUGUACGACUGUGCCGACCAGUUUGACCCAGCCUCUGGAAGAGACACCCCCCCUCUGUCUCCUUACCCCAUGCAGGGGAGAGUAGGGAGAGCAUCUCGUCAAAGCCAGCAGGUCUCCAGCAGCCUCCUCAUCUUCAACUCAGAGACCCCUGGAGACCGAGAAGAAGGGGAGGAUGAAGAUGGUCCUCCAGCUCAGAGGCUUCGUGUUGCCGAGUCAUUCAUGCAGAGGCGACUCAGGAGUAUGGUGAAUGAUCGCGAGGCUCAAAGAGACCGGGACCAACCAUCAGUUUCACAGCUUGACCUGCACUAAGUCUCACUCUGAGCUGGUAUAACUGUGGCAGCUAGAGCAACUUCACAGAUAUAAACAAAAAAAUUCCUUUAGGCAAAAAUCUGUCAAUUUAAAGUCUUGUCCGUGCUAAAAUUAAGUCAAAGUCAACUUUAUUGUCAAUCUUAAAAUAUGUUUGUACACACAGAAAGAUCGAAAUACUGUUUCCCACAGUCCCGAGGUAUAAAAAAACUCACACAUUAAAAUUCAAGAAAACUCAAUCAUUUACAAAAAAAACACAAAAAACAAAAUAACCGUUUACUUCAAGUAUGAAAAAGAUGUGCAAAAUUAUCCAUAGCAGUGUAAAAGUGACUGGUGCUGGAUUUUUUUGUUUGUCGUGUCUGUGUGAUGAUGAAAAUUAUGUCCUUUUGCUCUUAUUGCACUAUUUCGUACACUUUCUGUCCUUUAAGAAUGCACGUAAUCCCUCCGUUUAAUGCCUAAAGUAAAAGACUGCUGUCGUCCUGCGCUGCCCCCUGGUGGAGGUUUUUGAAUUUGCUGAAGAGUAGUCUCCAAAGUGCUCAGGUUACUUUCCUUGGAGUCUGUAUGAGAACUGUAGUUAAAACUGUGGGACUAACUUUUCUUUCCCAUCAAAUGGGGACGGGCAUAAUGUAAAGCACUACUCGUGUCUAUGGUAGGGCUACAGGAUUUGAAAACAAAAUGUUGUGCCAACAGUGUUUUUAUAAAAGUGACAUUGUUGAAAGGGGGAGACAGAGGGUUUCAGGCUGUAUUCAAACUCAGGUCCUUCACAUAGGUGUGUGUCUGUCUAACCCUAACUCCAGAAUAAAGGCUACCCGCUCUACCAAGUGAGCUAUACGUUAGCGCAGACUCAUAACAUUGCAAUGUGACAUGCAAUAAUUAGAGGAAAUUAUCAUGGAAGCCUUAUCAUUAAGAAAUACAUUGAUCAUGGUGUCAUUUUUUAAAGAGGAUUCAUACCAAAGGGAUUUGUUAUCAUGUCAAUA
Notothenia coriiceps (black rockcod) is the source of this 1603-nucleotide messenger RNA. Its product is annotated as retinoblastoma-like protein 1. Lineage: Eukaryota; Metazoa; Chordata; Actinopteri; Perciformes; Nototheniidae. Gene Ontology annotation, molecular function: RNA polymerase II transcription regulatory region sequence-specific DNA binding. Gene Ontology annotation, cellular component: nucleus; transcription regulator complex; chromatin. Bases 39 to 629 code for a protein of 196 amino acids. Gene Ontology annotation, biological process: regulation of transcription by RNA polymerase II; cell differentiation; negative regulation of G1/S transition of mitotic cell cycle. The record is from RefSeq and is a predicted model, not a curated record. The transcript is spliced from 4 exons.